GAAAAAAACUUUUGGCCUUUUUGAACUUUUGACGAGACCAUUCUCCUUGUAAACCUACCCAAAAGCCUUAUCCCUGUCCCCAAAUUGUCCCCCCUCUCUCUCCCUCCCUCCUCUCUUCUGCUGGAGCUCACAAUCGCCAGGGGAGAAAGCCACGAAGAUAUAUAAGAACAAAGCUGAUGCUCAGCGUCUAGUCAGCCGGUCACUUGAUAAUUAGGCUGAAAUAAACCGAUCUGAUCUCGUUUUGUUUUUGAGAGAAGAAAGAAGAGAGAGAGAGAGAGAGAGAGAGAAAUGGAUUCUCUGGCUGUUCUCGGAAGAGGUCCCUGUCUUCUGUUGUCGAAGCCGCCCGCAGCGGCACGAAAAGACGGCCUCUCCGUCUGCUAUUCCAUAUCCCUUGGCUCGAACCUUGCAGCGUUCGGACCAUCUCCUUUCCUCUCCCUUCCGAGAAGCCCAAGCCGCGGCAGGCUCCGUGUUCGGAAGCCCAGCACGAGAACCACCCGUAUCUUCCUCCCUCACCUCGUCGCUGCCAUGGAGGAGGUUGAGGAGACUUACAUCAUGGUGAAGCCUGAUGGCGUCCAACGGGGUCUGGUUGGAGAGAUUAUUUCUCGUUUUGAGAAGAAGGGAUUUUUGCUGAAGGGUUUGAAGCUUUUUCAGUGCCCCAAGGAGUUAGCUGAGGAGCAUUAUAAAGACCUCAAGGGCAAAUCUUUCUAUCCUAAGCUGAUAGACUACAUUACAUCAGGUCCAGUUGUUUCUAUGGCUUGGGAGGGUGUCGGCGUUGUUGCAUCAGCCCGUAAGCUUAUAGGAGCUACAAAUCCUCUUCAAGCUGAACCAGGAACUAUUCGGGGAGAUCUUGCUGUUCAAACGGGAAGAAACGUUGUUCAUGGAAGUGAUAGCCCUGAGAAUGGCAAACGCGAAGUUGCUCUCUGGUUCAAGGAAGGAGAACUAUGUGAGUGGAUACCAGCUCAAGCACCUUGGCUUAGAGAGUAAAUUUAAGAAUAAUUUACUCCAAAGCCAUUUCUGAGGUUCAACAUUUCGUCUUUUCUUCUAGCUCCAUUUUUCGCAAAUUGUUGCUUCUUGUGGUUGAUAGUGCAGGUUACUAAGAGGGUUGUAACAACCUCAUUGAGAUGCGAAGGAUAAUUACACAAUAAAUUUUAAUUUCCUUUCCUUCUCCUGCGGUAGAAGAUUAGGUAGAAUUGGGGCAGUCAAAAUUUUGAUUUACCCAGUGCAUCAGAUGUUUGUUUGAAUUUGUCCCUGAAUUAUUGUACUUUGAUUCUUUAUAAGUAAUUGAUCCAAGUUUCUCCUUUGUUGGAUACA
Molecule: messenger RNA, 1311 nt
Organism: Ananas comosus (pineapple)
Lineage: Eukaryota; Viridiplantae; Streptophyta; Magnoliopsida; Poales; Bromeliaceae
Product: nucleoside diphosphate kinase 2, chloroplastic
Exons: 8
Coding region: 289-984 (231 amino acids)
Biological process (GO): CTP biosynthetic process; GTP biosynthetic process; UTP biosynthetic process
Molecular function (GO): nucleoside diphosphate kinase activity
Source: RefSeq, a predicted model, not a curated record